Messenger RNA from Penicillium digitatum Pd1, 162 nucleotides. Lineage: Eukaryota; Fungi; Ascomycota; Eurotiomycetes; Eurotiales; Aspergillaceae. The record is from RefSeq and is a predicted model, not a curated record.
AUGGUAUGUAUAAAUUUCCGGACUAUCUCGACUGGGUGGAGGCUGCUACUAUUCCUUGUGCGGGGUGUUACUGCUUGGUCGGCAUUGAAAGGUAUUAGUAUUGGGCAGACUGUGUUGAUUCAAGGUAUGUGCUCCCAGGGUUGGGACUUGGUUCGACAUUAA